This is a messenger RNA of Ipomoea nil (Japanese morning glory), 1933 nucleotides long. Its product is annotated as probable serine/threonine-protein kinase NAK. Lineage: Eukaryota; Viridiplantae; Streptophyta; Magnoliopsida; Solanales; Convolvulaceae. Gene Ontology annotation, biological process: protein phosphorylation. The transcript is spliced from 6 exons. The coding region runs from base 367 to 1647 and encodes 426 amino acids. The record is from RefSeq and is a predicted model, not a curated record. Gene Ontology annotation, molecular function: protein kinase activity; ATP binding.
UCAUCACAAGCAUUUAGAUUUGUGAUAUGAAAUGAAAUCAAAAGAAGAAAUACAUAACGUACAGCAGUGGAAUUUAUGUGUGGAAACUAACUGUAUUUGGCGCGCCAGUCUGCAGCUCGAUCAGUCAGCGGAAAAACCAAAAAAAGUCGCGACAAGUGCAAGUGCUUGCUUGCUAUGUGGAUCACCAGACCAGAAUAGUACUCCUCCAGACUUUCCUGAUUUUCCAAUUAUGCUCCAUACCUCCUCCGAUCCCUUGGAUUUGGAUUCAGGCUGCUGAUCGAGAAAAAUAUAAUCAAGCUAAGCUUAGGCGCGCGCGGCAUAAAUAUAAUUCAACACUGUGAGCUGAGGAGGUUGGGCCGUUCUGACAUGGGAACUUGCUGGAGUAGUUCUGCUUCUCAUGAUAAUCAGAGCCUAGCUGCUACUACUGGCCAUCUUACUUCUUCUGUGGGGAUUUCACAGGCAAUUAGCAACACAACAUCAUCGACUUCCACUGGCAGCGGCAGCGCUAUCUCUGGGAGUGGGACUAGCCAGUUUUCAGCUUCUAGUGGGGGCGAUGAAGUCUAUCCACAUGGUCAGAUUUUACCACACCCCAAUUUAAGAAUCUUCACUUUUGCGGAGCUCAAGGCUGCUACCCGAAACUUCAGAAGUGAUACAAUGCUUGGAGAAGGUGGUUUUGGUAAGGUUUACAAAGGCUGGAUUGAUGAGAGGGGCACCUCAAAGAGUGGUAGUGGAUCCGUAGUUGCUGUAAAGAAAUUGAAUUCUGAAAGCAUGCAAGGGUACGAGGAAUGGCAGUCAGAAGUAAAUUUUCUGGGAUGUCUGUCUCACCCUAAUCUUGUCAAGCUCAUAGGAUACAGUUGGGAUGAGAGAGAACUACUCCUUGUAUAUGAAUUUAUGCAAAAGGGAAGCUUAGAGAAUCACCUUUUCGGGAGAGGUUCUGCUGUUCAGCCACUCCCGUGGGAGGAAAGGCUUAAAAUUCUAACAGGAGCAGCUCGAGGUCUGGCUUUCCUACAUACGUCAGAGAAACAAGUGAUCUAUAGGGAUUUCAAGGCCUCGAACAUAUUACUUGAUGGCUCAUACAACGCAAAGAUAUCAGACUUCGGCUUGGCAAAGCUGGGUCCUUCAGCUAGUCAAUCACACGUGACAACACGGGUGAUGGGGACACAGGGCUACGCUGCCCCUGAGUAUGUUGCAACAGGGCACUUGUAUGUGAAAAGCGACGUAUAUGGUUUUGGCGUUGUCCUGGUAGAAAUGCUUACGGGUUUAAGGGCCAUAGACGAAAAUCGUCCAAAUGGACAACAUAAUCUGGUGGAUUGGAUUAAGCCACAUCUAACAGACAAAAGGAAGUUGAAGGACAAGAUGGACUCUCGGUUGGCAGGAAGGUAUCCUUCUAGAGCUGCUGUACAUGUAGCACAACUUGCUUUGUCAUGUCUGGGAUCUGAACCUAAGAUGAGACCUUCCAUGAAAGAAGUAGUGGCGAGAUUAGAAGAAAUUGAGAGUGCAAAAGAGAGACCAAAAGAGCCUAGGACAACUUCUAGGCAUCAUCGCACAACUUAUAGAUAUGGUCGUCAUCAACCUUUGCACCAUCGCUCUCCUCUUCACCCUAGGCAAGUUGCAAACCAGGCGUAUCCACUCCCAACUCGUGCAUAGUGUACCAGCCACUUGUAGUUUUUCACUUUGCAUUAAUUGAAUUGUAUUACAGAGUAGUGUCAGUCUUCUCUGCUGUCUGCUAUCUAUAGAGCAGGACUAAUAUUUUGUGCUAGUAUUGGAUAACUGAAUUGUACUGUUGGAAAAGGCGAGGAAAUCUAGUGUGUGGUCGUGCUUGGUUAUAUGUAAAGAGGGUAUAGAGUCGUCACUGUGCGUGUUGUACAUUAUGGAGAUCUUACCAAGUUUGCUGCGGAUCUGAAUGGUUGUCCUUUUUCUUAAUUUGAUGAUU